GGGCGGGCGCCCCGCGCCGGAAGCGUGCCGGUCGCGCUCGGGUGGCCGGGGACAUGUGCAGGAUGUCCUUCAAGAAGGAAACUCCACUUGCCAACGCCGCAUUCUGGGCAGCAAGAAGAGGCAACCUGGCUCUGCUCAGGCUGUUGUUGAACAGCGGUCGGGUGGAUGUGGACUGCAGGGACAGUCAUGGCACCACGCUCCUCAUGGUCGCCUCCUAUGCCGGUCACAUAGACUGUGUGAGGGAACUGGUUCUGCAAGGAGCAGACAUCAAUCUCCAGAGAGAGUCAGGUACAACUGCCCUGUUCUUUGCUGCCCAGCAAGGACAUAAUGACGUCGUGAGAUUUCUCUUUGAAUUUGGAGCAUCCACUGAAUUUAGGACCAAAGAUGGGGGCACAGCCCUGUUGGCUGCCAGUCAGUAUGGGCACAUGCAGGUGGUGGAGACGCUGCUGAAGCAUGGAGCCAACAUCCACGACCAACUCUACGAUGGAGCCACUUCUCUCUUCCUCGCUGCCCAAGGUGGCUACUUGGAUGUGAUUCGAUUGUUGUUGUCUUCAGGAGCAAAAGUCAACCAGCCAAGGCAGGACGGGACGGCGCCGCUGUGGAUCGCGUCGCAGAUGGGCCACAGCGAGGUGGUGAGGGUGAUGCUGCUGCGCGGAGCCGACCGGGACGCCGCCCGCAACGAUGGUACAACAGCAUUACUCAAAGCAGCCAACAAAGGCUAUAAUGAUGUUAUAGAAGAGUUGCUGAAAUUCUCACCCACCCUUGGCAUUUUGAAGAAUGGGACAUCGGCCCUCCACGCGGCAGUACUCAGUGGGAAUAUUAAAACAGUCGCACUGCUCCUGGAAGCAGGGGCGGACCCAGCCCUGAGAAACAAGGCCAAUGAACUUCCGGCAGAACUAACCAAAAAUGAACGUAUACUGCGUCUCCUCCGAAGUAAAGAAGGACACAGGAAGAACUAACUUAGUUCCAUAUUUGACUGAAAGAUAGAAACCCCAUUGCCCAAAAAGAAAUUGCUUUUCAAAUAGUGUUGGAAAUUCCUUUAAGCAAGGAAAUGCCCAGAAUGCCCACCCUGGGUCCCUGACCAAGAAGAGCUGGGCUCUGUGCCCCGAGUCAAGAACAGAAAGACUCAGGGACCCCUUGCCCUCACUUACAUGGGCUUCUCAUGCUGGCCAGUGACCCCAAUGCUGUGGGGCCUGCCAGAUUCGUGGAGUCCACAGAAACUCAUUUUAAACCACACUAAGUUGGGUCUCUCCGUUAAACUCUAAGAGUUAAACCCUGGAAGAGGUU
Molecule: messenger RNA, 1287 nt
Organism: Odobenus rosmarus divergens (Pacific walrus)
Lineage: Eukaryota; Metazoa; Chordata; Mammalia; Carnivora; Odobenidae
Gene: ANKRD29
Product: ankyrin repeat domain 29
Exons: 10
Coding region: 54-959 (301 amino acids)
Molecular function (GO): protein binding
Source: RefSeq, a predicted model, not a curated record